AUGUUCUGUCAAUCAAGCGAAGAAGAGCAGGAAGAUAUAGAAGACAAGACAACAGCACAGAUACCAGGAAAAAUAGUAUCAGCUUUCAGGAAGGAUCUGGAGAAGGGAAGUUGUGGAGGAACCCUCAUCUCUAGGAACUACGUCCUCACAGCGGCUCACUGUUGCUUUGAGGACAAGGAUCCUCGAAUUGUGAAUCCCCAAACCGUACUACCACAUGUACUCCAAGAGUUAGACGUUGUCGUCAAACCUUCGGGAGUAUGUGAUAUUAUAGUGUUGGACUGGGAGAGUCAGAUCUGUGCAGCAGGGACGGGACCUGCCAAAGGCCCAUGCCCUGGAGACUCUGGAGGUCCUCUCAUGUACUACAACACCACAGGAGAGGGCAGAUACAUGCUUAUGGGGGUAGUCUCCGCUGGCACCCGUUGCUCCAAUGAUGAUCCUGACACCAACCCUGGCGUCUACACCAGAGUGUCCAACGUUAUGCCUUGGAUCUUAAAUAAUAUCCGCUAA
This is a messenger RNA of Homalodisca vitripennis (glassy-winged sharpshooter), 507 nucleotides long. Its product is annotated as clotting factor B-like. The transcript has 3 exons. Bases 1 to 507 code for a protein of 168 amino acids. Lineage: Eukaryota; Metazoa; Arthropoda; Insecta; Hemiptera; Cicadellidae. Gene Ontology annotation, molecular function: serine-type endopeptidase activity. Gene Ontology annotation, biological process: proteolysis. The record is from RefSeq and is a predicted model, not a curated record.